Molecule: messenger RNA, 3029 nt
Organism: Hirundo rustica (Barn swallow)
Lineage: Eukaryota; Metazoa; Chordata; Aves; Passeriformes; Hirundinidae
Gene: RAD54L
Product: RAD54 like
Exons: 18
Coding region: 58-2154 (698 amino acids)
Biological process (GO): reciprocal meiotic recombination; double-strand break repair via synthesis-dependent strand annealing
Cellular component (GO): nucleus
Molecular function (GO): DNA translocase activity; ATP binding; ATP-dependent chromatin remodeler activity
Source: RefSeq, a predicted model, not a curated record
UUUUCCCGCCAGCGGCGCGCGCGGGCCGUUACCGCGUCCGCGCGCUCCCGUGAGGCGAUGAGGAGGAGCCUGGCCCCCAGCCAGCUGGCCAAGAGGAAGGCGGGCGAUGAAGAUGAGGAAGAGGAGGAGGAGGAGUGGCAGCCCCCGACGAGCCGGAAGAGGCAGAAGGCAGGCGGUGAGACGGAGAGUGGAGAAUGCUACAGGUCGCCUUUCCGCAAACCCUUGGCUCAGCUGACCAACAGACCCCACUGCCUGGACAGCAGUCAGCACGAGGCUUUUAUCCGCAGUAUUUUGUCCAAACCCUUCAAAGUCCCCAUUCCAAAUUAUAAAGGGCCCCUGGGCUUGCGCUCACUGGGUGUCAAACGGGCAGGACUGAGGGGUCCUCUCCAUGACCCGUUUGAGGAAGGAGCUCUGGUUCUCUACGAGCCCCCAGUGCUCAGUGCCCAUGACCAGCUGAAAAUAGACAAGGACAAGGCACCUGUCCAUGUUGUGGUGGAUCCUGUCCUCAGCCGUGUUUUACGACCCCAUCAGAGAGAAGGGGUGAAGUUCCUCUGGGACUGUGUGACGAGCCGGCGGAUCCCCGGGAGCCACGGCUGUAUCAUGGCAGACGAAAUGGGGCUGGGCAAAACUCUGCAGUGCAUCACACUCAUGUGGACGCUUCUGCGGCAAAGCCCGGACUGCAAGCCCGAAAUCGAGAAAGCCGUGGUGGUGUCUCCCUCCAGCCUGGUGAGAAACUGGUACAAUGAAGUAGAGAAAUGGCUGGGGGGAAGGAUCCAGCCGCUGGCCAUUGAUGGAGGCUCCAAAGACGAGAUUGACCGUCAACUAGUUGGUUUUAUGAACCAGCGUGGCCUGCGAGUGCCUUCCCCCAUCCUGAUUAUCUCCUAUGAGACCUUCCGACUGCACGCCGAGGUGCUGCAGAAGGGCAGCGUUGGGCUGGUCAUAUGUGAUGAGGGCCACAGACUGAAAAACUCUGAAAACCAAACUUACCAGGCUCUCAACAGCUUGAACACACCUCGGCGGGUCCUUAUCUCGGGCACCCCUAUUCAGAAUGACCUGCUGGAGUAUUUCAGCCUGGUGCACUUUGUCAAUUCGGGCAUCCUGGGAACUGCACAGGAAUUUAAAAGACAUUUUGAAAUGCCCAUCUUGAAAGGAAGAGAUGCAGAUGCAAGUGAAGCUGAGCGACACAAGGGAGAAGAGAGGCUUAAAGAGCUAAUCAGUAUUGUGAACAGGUGUUUAAUUCGGAGAACUUCAGACAUCCUGUCCAAAUACCUGCCAGUGAAGAUUGAGCAGGUGGUCUGCUGCAGACUGACACCUCUGCAGACUGAGCUGUACAAGAACUUCCUGAAGCAAGCCAAACCAGUGGAGGAGCUGAAGGAGGGCAAAAUCAGUGUGUCAUCUCUCUCUUCCAUCACAUCCUUGAAGAAGCUCUGUAAUCAUCCUGCUCUUAUCUAUGAUAAGUGUGUGGAAGAGGAAGAAGGAUUUAUGGGAGCCCUGGGCUUGUUCCCUUCUGGCUACAGCACCAAAUCUGUGGAGCCACAGCUUUCAGGAAAGAUGCUGGUUUUGGAUUAUAUCCUUGCUGUUACCAAAAGCACCAGUAAUGACAAGGUGGUUUUAGUGUCUAACUACACUCAGACACUGGAUCUAUUUGAAAAGCUCUGCAGGAACAGAAGGUAUUUGUAUGUCCGGCUGGACGGCACCAUGUCCAUUAAAAAGAGAGCAAAGAUCGUGGAGCGGUUCAACAGCCCCUCGAGCCCUGAGUUCAUCUUCAUGUUAAGCAGCAAAGCAGGUGGCUGUGGUUUGAACCUGAUCGGGGCCAACAGGCUGGUGAUGUUUGACCCCGACUGGAACCCAGCCAACGACGAGCAGGCCAUGGCUCGCGUGUGGCGGGACGGCCAGAAGAAGAUGUGCUACAUCUACCGACUGCUCUCGACAGGGACCAUAGAGGAGAAGAUAUUCCAACGCCAGACCCACAAGAAGGCACUGAGCAGCUGUGUGGUGGAUGAAGAGCAGGAUGUGGAAAGGCAUUUCUCACUUGGGGAGCUGAAGGAGCUCUUCACGUUGAAUGAGACCACCACCAGUGACACCCAUGACAAAAAAGCUGUGCUGGCUGGACAAGUGAGCAAACAUCUUGUAGCUGCCUGUUUUGGAGACUGAAAUACUGCAGCUGAUGAAAGGAAAAAAAAUGGUCAGAGCUGUUCAAACUGAUGGAGCUUAAUUUGGUCCUUUCUUACUGCUCCCUUCCUGGUGAACAAAUGCUGAACUGCUUCCGUGCCAGGGUUUCUCCAUUGGCUAAAAAUUCAUGAAGUCAGCCCAAGUGCUGUUCUGGCAACUAAAAGAAUACUCUUCUCCAUUGUCUGCCCUUCUCCCCCAGCCCAGAGACCUGUGGUAUUACAGCCACCAGGGAGGACAGGGAGAGCAGGAAAAAUGCUUCAGUGUGAAAAUUAAGACUCUUAAUUCAGGCAGGAAGUGAAGAGGAUUAUUUUUAAGCUGUAUCAAAGCUUAGCUCAGUGUAGGUAUCCUUUCUGCAUGACAACAGCCCUUGCUGGCCUGGCUGCUUCUGCUCUUUGUCUCCUGAAGUGACAGCUCAGUGGGGCAUCUCCAAAACAGCGUGAGCACAACCUGGUGGCUGUGGUGGGAGCCAGGAUGGAGUGUUUUGGAGCAUGGUGUGCUCUUUGAAUUUCGGAGUCCUGAUGCAGUACUAAUAAGAUGUUAGCAGCAGUCAUUUGAGAUCUGCUUUAAGCAGCAUCCCACACCUUUCAAGAGAAACUCCUUCUGAACUUCCUCUGGGUCUUGCUGGACCAUUCCCAAAUGGUUAAACAUGAAGAGGAACUGCCAUUGGAAGCAGAAGCCCCAGGUUUCAAAAUGUGAGUCACUCCUUACCUGUCACACACACCAGAAGGUAGUUGUGUGUUUAAAUGAAAUGCAGUAGUAAUUGAGAAACCGAAAAUCCAACUCCAGGGGAGUUAACCCCGAUGUUACCGGGCUGCAGUUUUAAACAGCCCGGAGGCAGAAGCAGCGGAGGAGCCUUG